AUGGCAUCAUCAUUUUCAACGCCUACCAAACUCUUGUUCUUAUCAUUGUUUUUGAUAACCAUCAUGGUUUCCAAAGGUCAACAAAACACAAUGGUGUUCUUCCUGCAAGAUGUGGCAACAGGGCCUAAUGCAACAGUUACCCCAGUGACUGGCAUCAAUGGAAAAGUUUGGUCCUACAACACAUUUGGAACCAUAUUUGUAAUUGAUGAUCCUGUUUCGUUGACUACUAGUUUGAACUCCACCCCAAUUGGCAGGGUUCAAGGUUUGCUUAUAGCAUCUUCCUUAGAUGGUACUAAUGUGAAUGUUGUGGUUUCAAUUGUGUUCAACAAUUUCGAAUACAGUGGUAGCACCCUUGAGAUUCAAGGCAUUAGUCGUCAGGGUGAGAACUAUAGAGAGGUCUCUGUGGUGUCUGGUACUGGCAGAUUUCGCUUUGCAAGAGGAUUUGCUGCAUUUGAGACUAUUUCUUAUGAUGAAGCAACUAAACAUUCUAUCAUUCGCUUGAGUAUUAAUUUGGUACAACCUUGA
Messenger RNA from Gastrolobium bilobum, 525 nucleotides. Its product is annotated as pterocarpan synthase 1-like. Lineage: Eukaryota; Viridiplantae; Streptophyta; Magnoliopsida; Fabales; Fabaceae. The record is from RefSeq and is a predicted model, not a curated record. The transcript has a single exon. Bases 1 to 525 code for a protein of 174 amino acids.